GAUAGAAGGAAUUUCCUUGGAAACAGUUCUGGGAGGAUCUCUGUCGAGCCUCCUCCGGUUCUGGAGCUUCUGAGAUUCGAGCUUUGAUUGCGACUUCGUUAGUGCUCUAACUCGUGGAGACCUCUCUGCGUUCGGCUCUUUCGACUGCCAAGUCCUCUGAAGAAAGCGAACUUUAGGAACGCUUGCAGACGUCAACUCUUCCUCGUAAACUUUCUCUUUUCUCACGACUGGUUCUCUUCUUCUGUGCGGUCGCUGUCUUCUGCAUCGCGUUCUUGGGCUCCUUCUGUGUUGAAGAAUCUCCAGAGAUUUUUGCCGGUCUUCAGUAUUCUGUCAGUGUCCAUGGCGUGACUAGACGGACGAGGAUUUCCUCAUUCUCCCUCGCUGCUGUCUCUUUCCGACUAACGGUGUUUCCUCUCUUUCUUCUCUCCUUUUACAUUUGCUUCUCCGUCUGUGUCUUCUCCGCCGACAUCUUCUGAGCUCCUGCUGUCCUCUCUUCACUGUGAAACACCCUAGUUUGUCCUCUUUCCGCUUCUUCUUCUUUUUCUCUGCUUCUUCUCUCUUCUCCUCACUUUUGCUUUUUUCCUCUCCCCCUGUCUCCCUCCGUCAAUCAGAAAGUUCCUGUCGGCUUUUUUUUCAGAUUCCCCCCAAAAUACGUCGCGUUGUCCUCCACUUUGCUUUCGCUCUCUCCCCACCCAUUCUUUCUUUUCUUUCUCUGCCUUGUUUCCUGCUCCUUCCUGCACCUUUGUCAGCCUUCCUUUUCCUUUUUUCAUGCUGCAAUUCCUGUUUAUCGUUUCCGGAAAUUUACACCUAUUUUCCGUUUAUUUUUCAAGAUGGCACAUUCCUAUGCGGAACGCUUGGAUCUGCAUCUCGAGCCGUUCUAUCCGUCGCUGAGUUCAGCGCAGCUCCGCCGGCGUUCUCUCUUCGCAGAUCUCUUUUCUGUCUCUCCCGUGAAGACAGGCAAACCUCCGAGAGAAGCGCCUUCCUCUGCGUUUCCUUCUUCUCUCUCUGCUGCCCUCGCCGCCGACUCUCUCGACUCUUCUUCGUCUCCUGUUUCUCCGGUGAAUUCCUCAGCGCAUGCAGUCAAGCUGUAUCACCCGCCGAGAGACGCUGUGAAGCUCAAAGGCCGAGUCCGGCCGAACGGAGUGAAGUUCAGCAGCACCGGAACGAGACUGUUUGUCGCCUCGAGAGACUCUGUGUUGCUUCUCCACUCAUUCAACGUCGUCACUGAAAAUCAGAUACUCUCCCCGGGCGUCUCCCUCGUCCUCCCCCACAACAGCCACCCGGACGUCGUCGCACUCGCAGGACAAGAGGCGCCUCGCCAAUCGCCUUAUAUUCGGAUAUUCGACGUCCGCGUGCCCUUCAGCAAGGCGAGCAGCGCGUCGGUCCGCGACACACCAGUGCUGGAGAUUUGGGGCGCGUCUGAGGAGCCUUGGUGGACGGGGAGUUGGAGCAGCAGAGGCGGCGAAAUUGUUUGUGUCGAUCGCAAGGACGUCCUCCACGUCGUCGAGCUCCCGGCAGCUGUCCGGACACCGCAGCGCCUGGCCAUCAACAUCCCGGCGGCCCAGCAGGUGAUCGGCGUCCGUCCUGCGUCUCUCGCGGCUUCGGGAACUUCUGCCUCCUCGAGAGCGACCGAGAACGCAAAAAGCGGCUCUGGGCCUUCGACCAAGACCAACGCAACUGGAACAAAAGUCCAAACGAAGGGUGGAACAGACUCUUCAGUGUCUUCUGGAAAAACGCCUUCCUUGUCUCCUUCUUCUGCUGCCUCUUCGUCUUCAUCUUCGUCUUCGUCUUCAUCUUCCUCUGCUUCUGCAUCUUCUUCUGCCUCGUCUUCUGCCUCGUCUUCGGCCUCUUCUUCGCAGAUUCAGAGGUCGUCUUCGUCCGCUGUGUCAAGGCGGCAGGAGAGUGCGUUGGCCUCGAGGUGGAUAACGCGGAGACAGUUGAGAGGCGUGACGAACGCGAUGGCGUUCGCUGCAUCCGGCAAAGCGCUGUUGCUCGGUCAAGAAGACGGCUCUCUGCAUGCGCUUCCUGCGGAUCCGCUCCUGCCUCUGGCAGAGACUCCGUUCGUCCUUCCCUCGCUGCACCCAGGCGGUGUGACUUGCGUCGCUUCGGACCCCACAGAUUCCUUUGUCGCUUCGGGAGGGAACGACCAGCUCGUGAACCUCUUGCAUGCAGAGACGCUCGCGGUCGUCGGCUCUCUUGGGCGCACUGAGGGAUCUGUGCAGACGCUCGCCUUCUCCUGCGACGGCCGCCUCCUCGGCUGGGGAUGCAGAGAACACAAAGGAGGAGGCAGCGCCGAAGACCGCACCGCGGCGUCUCGCAGCAGUUCUGAGCCUCUGGCCUCGGGUGACGGCGAGUCGUUUCUGACUCUUGCAGGGACAGAUCCCUGCGAAAUUUACUUUCAGCAUCCGACCGCGGCGCCCGUCGCUUCUGUCGCUUUCCAUCCUUCGCGGUACAUCUGCGCCUUCGCGACAGAGGCCGAGUUCCAGGCUCAGCAGGCGGAGACGCCGCGAGGCGCAGGGGCAAGUUACUGGGCCAAGCAAAGCGCCGGCGCAAGCGCUGUGCAUCCUCUGGGCAUUCUCACCUUCGAGUGAACGCGCGCGAGACGCGACUGAAUUUCACUGCAAAUUUGCGCCGCUCCCUACAGCGUUUUCGAUCGACGCAAGGCCUAUGGAGAAGGCCCCAGGGCGGCCCAAACCGCGGUCGCCACUGUCGCAUGCAAACAAAGGGAAAAUCCAAGUCCGAAGACCCAGUUUGUGUUCCCCGGAAUACCAUCCGUCUCGUCUGUGGAAGAAAACUUGAGGGAGUGCUGCAGGAGCAAGGAGAGAAAUCCAUGCAUUUACGUACAUGCAUAUAUAUAUAUAUAUAUAUAUAUAUAAAUGCCUGCAUGUCUGCGUAUCCAUGCAUAUAUAUUUUGUAUUUAUAUAUAUAUAUAUAUAUAUAUCAUCAUGCAUGUACAUUUAUGUACACAUCAUUGUGAAUUGUGCUUUUUCUUGGCUCUCUGGAGCGUCAACUCGCUCGUGGCGCGGUCUCUCUGGAAACUGCGAGUGGUAAAGAAGAGCGAACAGCAAGGCGAUAA
Toxoplasma gondii ME49 is the source of this 3076-nucleotide messenger RNA. RefSeq lists its product as hypothetical. The record is from RefSeq and is a predicted model, not a curated record. The transcript is spliced from 3 exons. Gene Ontology annotation, molecular function: protein binding. Bases 831 to 2591 code for a protein of 586 amino acids. Lineage: Eukaryota; Apicomplexa; Conoidasida; Eucoccidiorida; Sarcocystidae. Gene Ontology annotation, cellular component: THO complex part of transcription export complex. Gene Ontology annotation, biological process: mRNA export from nucleus.